Molecule: messenger RNA, 2301 nt
Organism: Aplysia californica (California sea hare)
Lineage: Eukaryota; Metazoa; Mollusca; Gastropoda; Aplysiida; Aplysiidae
Product: zinc finger protein 2-like
Exons: 2
Coding region: 403-2232 (609 amino acids)
Biological process (GO): regulation of transcription by RNA polymerase II; central nervous system development
Cellular component (GO): nucleus
Molecular function (GO): DNA-binding transcription factor activity, RNA polymerase II-specific; RNA polymerase II cis-regulatory region sequence-specific DNA binding
Source: RefSeq, a predicted model, not a curated record
UACUAGUAAUAAUAAGAAUAAUAAUAAUUAUGCAACUGUUGAAAGCUGAGUGGAAGGCCAAGAUCUACAUACUAUACCGCUGAAACUGUCUUAAUGCUCUUCAUACUUGUUUGAUCGUACAAAAAGAAAAUGGACGCAAUAAUAAUUAAUAUUGGCCUAGAUCUGGAUCUAAAGAAUCUAUAGAGAUGCCUGAACGUAUUGUGCAGAAUCAAAUUUGGAACAUGAAGUCAGACUUUCCUCUUCAUGGCACUGUUUAUUCGUUUACUGAAGUAAUUGUGUGUACAUGUUAGGGUAGUGUCAAUAGUGUCAUCAUUGACAUUGUCUAGAUCUAGAUUAGAUCUCUAGAUCUGGAGGAGAUCUAGAAUCUAGAUCUCUAACUCUAAUAUUAAUUUUAUUAAACAAAUGGACGUCAACUGUGAGGAAGACACAACAAUAACAAUGUAUAGACUUAACUCUGGAUAUGAUAAUGGCUCUGGAUGUGUGAACACUUGUGAUUUAUUUGUUUCUUGUUCUUCUGGAGAAGAUGUGAAUCUUGGGAUUGAUAGCAUUGGCAUUGUUGUUAAUAAAGGCAAAGGUGAACCUAUGUCUAGUUCUGGGACUAGAUCUAGAUCUAGAUCUAGUACGGGUACUCUUUAUACUAACAGUUAUUUAAGGGAAGAUCAUGUAAUACAUGACAUUUUAGGUAGGGCAAGUGAAUCUGUUGGUGUUGAUGAGGAACAUCUGUCAGUAAAAGAAGAGCCCAGUUUUGAAAGUCGGUGUGACGUCAAGGCCGAGACAAAUGACAAACUGAACGUUGAAAGUGAAAGUAGCCUGACUCUCAGACACAGUGUAGUAAAAGAUGAGCCUAUCUGUACAGAGGAGGAAGACGUGAAACCUGUCAUUAAACCAGAGUGCCUCACAGAUAUCUGUACGGUGAAAACGGAACCACUAUUUGGACAUUUUCCUGACUUUGGUGAUGAAGUGAGACCAAAAGUGGAGAAUUUUGUGAAAGAGGAAGUAUCAGAAUGGGAAGGUCCAGACGUUGUAGAGGUAGGAAAGACAGAAGGACAAGUGGGAGAUGUGGAGGAUACGUGUACUGAGCCCGUGUCUGUUGAGGAUCACAUGAGUCAGGGUGGAGGACUACAGCUGAAAAUCACCAAUGUGAGGAGCUUGUGUAUGGAGCAGAGUGCCAGCCCCGACACUGAUGUUGUUGCUUCCAGUAGUCCAACUUCAACUUUCUCUGCCGAUCCAGUCACAAGUUCAGGAUCUGUUGUCGGGGCCAGCUGGGAUCACGGUGAAAGUUCUGAUGUCUCAACUUACCCUCAUAGGCCACUGACUUUCUGUCACUCGGUACAGCAGACAAGUGAUAUGCAGAGAAGACAAGGUCAAAGUUCAAGCUGCAGAUUUCUGACAAGACGAAGAGUCUAUGAAGAGAAUGUUGGCAGUGUCCGGAAAGAAACCUCUUCUGGUGACAUCGGUGCUGUGGAGAGAGUCUGUGACCUCCAUCAGAACAUAGCAGGUGACAAGCAGAUGGACAACAGAAAUCUCUACCAUGGUCGGGAAAAACCUCACGAGUGUAAAGUCUGUGGUGAAAUGUUUUCAGAAGUAGGUAACUUUCAGACACACGAAAAAAACCACACAAGAGAUAGGCCUCACCAGUCUGAAGUUUGUGGUGCUGCAUUUACCAAGAGCAGACGUCUACAGGAUCACAAAGGAACACACACAGGGGAAAAACCGUACAAGUGUGAAGUUUGUGGUGCCACGUUUACACGUUGUAGAAGUCUACAGGAUCACAAAAGAACACACACAGGGGAAAAACCGUACAAGUGUAAAGUGUGUGGUGCCACAUUUACACUCAGCGGAAAUCUGCAGGUUCACAAAAGAACACACACAGGUGAAAAACCUUACAAGUGUGAAGUUUGUGAUGCCACAUUUACACAGAGCGGACAUCUACAGGGUCACUUAAGAACACACACAGGGGAAAAACCUUACAAGUGUGAAGUUUGUGGUGCCACGUUUACACGUGGUAGCAAUCUACAGAAUCACAAAAGAAUACACACAGGAGAAAAGCCUUACGAGUGUAAAGUUUGUGGUGCCGCGUUUACACGUGGUGAUUCUCUACAGGAUCACAAAAGAACACACACAGGAGAAAGACCUUACAUGUGUGAAGUUUGUGGUGCCUCUUUUAAAUGGAGGGGACAUCUACAGAGUCAUAAAAGAACACACAGAUUAGAAAGACUUUACACAAUGUGAAAUUUGUGAUGCCAGGUUUACUUAAAGAGACCAUCUAUGGAGACGCAAAAGAACACUUGAGAAAAAAAA